Messenger RNA from Penaeus chinensis, 2426 nucleotides. RefSeq names its product mitochondrial import inner membrane translocase subunit TIM50-C-like. Gene Ontology annotation, molecular function: phosphoprotein phosphatase activity. The transcript is spliced from 6 exons. NCBI's taxonomy places the organism in Eukaryota, Metazoa, Arthropoda, Malacostraca, Decapoda, Penaeidae. Bases 8 to 1180 code for a protein of 390 amino acids. The record is from RefSeq and is a predicted model, not a curated record.
GUUCAACAUGGCAACCUGGCGCUGCGUGCGGGUCCUGCUCACAAACCCCGUGUUUUCGGUGCACAAAAGCCAUGUCCCGCACAGAACUUUAUGCCACGUGGCCCAUAGACAGUGUAGAAGUGCUUUCCUAGUGAGAAACGGGUCGAAAUGGGUCUCCUUGUGCCGGUACUCGACGCAGAAGGCCGAGCCGGAGAAGCCCCUGGGCCUUGCAGACGAACUCCUGGCGGCCAAAGUGCAGCCAGAUCAGGGCAAGGAGAAGGCCGAGGAGGGAGACCCAGAGAACGAGAAGGAGAAGAACGAGAAGGCCAAGAGACUCCGGAGCCUGACCUUCAUCUCCUUCGGGGUGAUGAUGACGGGCAUGGGGGGGGUGCUGCUCUGGACAUGGGGUGCGCCAAGUGUAGAUGUUGAAGGGAAGCCAAUACGAGAUGAGUUUUCAGACAUGCCAGUUGUUCAGCAGUAUGUCAUGCGAACUUGGCGUGCAAUGAACGACAUGAACAAAAUGAUCCAGGAACCAUCGCGUGAAAAGUUACUUCCAGAACCUUUGAAGGAACCUUACAUCCAGCCUCCGUAUACCCUGGUGCUGGAGCUUCGGGACAUCUUGGUGCACCCAGAAUGGACGUAUGAAACAGGUUGGAGGUUCAAGAAGCGUCCUGGUGUUGAAUUCCUGCUCCACCAUUGUGCUCCCCCUCUGUUCGAGAUUGUCAUAUACACCAAUGAACAAGGCUUUACAGCGUUCCCACUGAUCGACCACUUAGAUCCGAAUGGCUACAUUUGGUACCGACUGUUCAAGGACUCGACUCGAUAUGUUAAUGGCAAACAUAUAAAGGACCUAAACUGCUUGAAUCGAGACUUAAGCAAGGUGAUCUGUGUUGACUGGGAUGGAGAGGCAGUUUCGUCACCUAGAAACCAGCUCAAGUUGAAGCGCUGGGAUGGCAAUAUGAAUGACCAGUCACUUCUAGAGCUAGCGUUCAUGCUAAGGACAAUUGCAGAGUCUGAGGUUGGAGAUGUACGUGAGGUGAUUGAUUACUAUCGGAACUUUGAAGACCCACUGGCAGCGUUUCGUGAGAACCAAAGGCAAGCACAGGAACAGGAAUUGAUUAUGAAGCAGAGAGUGGAGGAAGAACGCCAGAGUAAGUCCUUCACAAGCUCUUGGGCGUCAUCAUUCCUCAAAAGACGUUAAAGGAUGUGUCAGUUGAUGUGUGGCAAGUGGACCAUACAGUCUGCAUUGGGUCACAUGAACCUAUUAAUAAAAUAUAUUAAGAUAAAAUAAAUGACAGCCAUCAUGAUGUCAAGCCAGUUUAGAUUAUAAAAUAAAACAUGAUUGGCUAAAUGAUGAGGUUUACCAACAGGUCUUCAUCUAAUGUCAAGCAUUAAAAUAUUCACUCAAUGCAAAGACAAGUCAUGUGAUGUUCUAGGUCCUGUGGUGAAAUUUGUGCAAAGUGAAUGCUUGAAAAACAUUACAGUGUUUUAGUACUGGUAUAAUACUGAGUGAGUGCUGAUUUUCGGCAAGACUGGAUGCUGAUAUAUAACAUAUGGACAUGUGAAUGAUAUGAAUUGAGCAUAUAUAUUUUUUAUCAUGUUGAUUCAUUGUUAGGGAUAAUGCAGAGGAAGAUUAUAUGCAUAGAAGAGCAAAUUCAGAUUGAAUGAAUUGGUAUGUUUACUAAAUAAUUUUGAAGUUGUUUUGAGUUACAUUUUAUUAGACCUUGUUUGUUUUCACCGAUUUGAUUAUAUAAUUGAAUGCUCAAGCAAAGAAAUGUAAUUACUUAAAGAAUAAUGUGUUUCUUUCAAAUGCAAAAAUAUUUAUUAUUAAUUACAGAAAUAAGUAAUUGUUUUUGCCAAAACUAGGAUCUGUUGCAGUAUGUAGAAAAGCACAAAUUUUGAAAACUAAUGUGCCUAAUAAGAUCCACAAACAGAUAAAAAUACGAACUUAGCGAUUGAUGCAUAUAGUAUUGAGUAAUUUUUUUUAUCUUGGUGUUCAAUUUGUAUAUAUGUGUAUAAAUAAAUAUUUUUGUUACAUUUGCCCUAUAGAGUCGACUUUGCCACAGUUUGCUCAUUUGUGGCUGAUUUUGUAGGACAUUUAAAAUAUUAGGGCUAACUAUUUGUUAGCAUAGAAAUUUCUUGGUAAUAAUAAUAAAUCCAGAAAAAAAAUGCAGCUGCAGUGCAAAUAUUCAUAAUGUAUGAUCAGACAAAGAAAAUGGUUCCCACUGAAAAGAUUUUCCUAAUUUUUUAAAUUUAUUUUUUCCACAUCAAAUAAAGAAACUGCAGGUAUUCAGGAACUUUCAACCUUGCCCAGCUGAACCUCAUGGAUUUUAUAAGGCUGGAGUGCAGAGGGUGGCACAGUUUCUUUUACCUUGUGUUUCUGCACUUCAGACUUAUUAUGUCUGUCUGUUUUUUCCAUCAUUUGUAAAUAAAGGUUUAUUUGAUUA